Messenger RNA from Ambispora gerdemannii, 286 nucleotides. Lineage: Eukaryota; Fungi; Glomeromycota; Glomeromycetes; Archaeosporales; Ambisporaceae. The record is from the annotation of a GenBank genome assembly.
UAACAAUCGAAUAAAUGGUCACCCAAACUCGCGAUCAAUGUAUAAUAUAAAUCCGGCAUUCAAGAAUAACGCUUCCUUCAAAUCAAACAAAGUAAUUACAAACCAAGCUCCAACAACAAACAAUAAUAAUUCGACCAACACAACUAUGCUUCUAUCACAAAUCCAAGCGUUGGCAACUACUUUACAAGCAGCUCAGAACUCCCAAACUAAUACUUUAGGUGUGACAACAUCGUUACUGUUCACGCAUGAAUAUAUGGCAGGAAGGAAACGAACAAGACUAAAAUGA